Molecule: messenger RNA, 3443 nt
Organism: Ananas comosus (pineapple)
Lineage: Eukaryota; Viridiplantae; Streptophyta; Magnoliopsida; Poales; Bromeliaceae
Product: protein LONGIFOLIA 1-like
Exons: 5
Coding region: 649-3357 (902 amino acids)
Biological process (GO): regulation of monopolar cell growth
Source: RefSeq, a predicted model, not a curated record
CUCCCCACACCAUCCUCAGGAAUAAUAAUAAAAGCCUCCUCAGCCCCCUCCCUCUCCUCUCUCACCCUUCUUCAUUCCACAUUCCCCCCCUCCCCCCCUCUCCUUACCUUAACAGAAUCAAACCCAGAAAACAAAAAGCAAAGCAAAAAAAAAAGAGGGGAAAAAAAGAGAAACAAAAGUGGGAAGUUAUUAAGCUGGCAUGUAUCUUUGCCUUCAAGGUUCAAUCUCUCCUCCCUCUUUCUCUCAAUCCAAGUUGGUCCACUUUUGCCCCUCAUUCCUUGUUGCAGUUUCAUUUGGGUUCAGGAUCUUAAGAUGUUGAGGGGGGGGGGUGUGUGUGUGGGGUUUGGUUGCAUAUGAGUUGGAAGGUUCUUCCCUCUGAGUUGGUGCUGUUUUCAUGACCUGUACUGCACCUGUCUCAAACACCUUCAACAGAAGUGUGAACUUGCAAUUCAAUUGAAUGCCCAGGUUCAUUCCUUCAUUAGGAAACUUAAAACUUACAUUAAUUAGGAGCACACAUUCACUUCAUGUUCUCUAAACAUUUGAGUUAGGGUUUUAGAGGAUUGGAAUUAGUGACAGCAACUGAAAGUUCUAUUAGUACUUGUAAAUUAAGGAGGGGAGUGAGAAGAAAAAGAAAAGAAGAGAUUGAAGAUGGCCGCGAAACAUUUGAAUGCAUUUUACGACGAAAACCCGGAUUUUCAUAAGCAGGUCGGGUGCAUGACCGGGAUUUUUCAGAUGUUCGAUCGCCACCACCUCAUCGGCGGGCGGCGGAUCAACAAGCAUGGCCAUGAGAGGAUUCUUUCGGGCUAUGCCAUCCCGAACAGCAAAAGUCAAGGACGAGAGAAUAAUACAACUCCUUCGCGGAUCAUUUUGGAGAAAAAUAUAAGCAAAAGAUCGAAUGAAGCACACCAGUUCUCAUUAGAAUCAUCAAGAGCGUCUUUCUCUUCUACAUCCUCCUCCUCAUUUUCUUCUGUCGAUCAGUCGUUUUUUUCCGAUAGGCCCGCAAAAAGUUCAUUUGACAUCCGAGAUGUCGUGAAGGAUUCAAUAAAUGGCGAUUCCAAGGGCUUAUCAAUAAAAACUUCAUGCAAGGAGGUGAAAAGCGACAAGGAGCUGAAGUAUAAAGACUCUCCAAGGCCUUUGCUUCUAUCCAAAUCACUCGAUGGGACUUACGUGAUUGCAAUUAAUAGAGGAGUGAAAGAAGAACCAUUGAAAUUAUCUCACUGUGAAGCCAAAGGUGCCUCUUUCUCCGCAAUCUCAAGGGAAAAUCGGCGCUUCUCUUGUGACGGUAGAGAACUACCGCGCUUGUCUGUCGAUUCUCGAGAUAAUGGCAAGUCAAAUACCAAACUAAGGGAACGUCCUAGACUAUCUUUGGAUAGUAAAGAAGGCACCAUGAACAGGUCAAACUUUGAUUCAAAAUCCAGUUCAAUGCGGAGGGAUUCGGAUCGAAAUACUUUAAAUCGAAGUUUCUCGAUCGCGUCAGGUCAAGAAUCGCCGGGUCAUAGACGGUCAAGUAGUAUCAUUGCAAAGCUUAUGGGGCUAGAAGCCCUUCCUAGCGAAGAGUUGGUAGUUCAUGGAUCGAAGGUGGAAAAAGAGUACAAUUAUUUUGGCGAAUUGGAAUCUCCAAAGGUCAGUUAUAAUUCUUUGGUUUCAAAACCCAAGUCUUCUUCUUCUUCUAGGGUUUCAACUGAAUCAGCUCCUUGGAGAGAGAAGGAUCAAAGUGCUAUCCAAAGAGCCACAACUGGAUACCGUAAGCCUGAAAUGAAGCGAAAAGAUGCGCCAAUUUAUGGGGAGUUUGAGAAAAAAUUGAAAGAAAUCGAGUUCGCUAAAGAAUUAUCGCGCGGAAAAUUCAGUAAACAAGUUGGUAAUAGACAUGACUGGAAUUUUAGGACAAUAACAGUCAAAGGAAACAUCACCUCGAGAGCUUUUGAUUCUCCCAUUGUUAUUAUGAAACCCGCAAAAUUGGAUUCACGAAAGAAAAAGGUCCCUAAUGAUGUAUUUCUCUCAAGAGAUAAGAAAUUCAAUGCGGGGAAAGAAUAUACUCAUUCAGAAAAGGGCAGAUCACAAAUUAAGCUCGCAACUGAAAGAUCUGUGGAAACUCCGAGCUCCGUCAGCCCAAGAUUGCUGAGGAAGGUAGAAUCAGAAAGAAAGUCUCUUCCUCCUAUUCCUUCUAAUAAUUUGAAGAAGCCCAAAAGGCACUAUACAGAUAAGCAGCUACCUGAACCAGCUUCUCCGAGAAGUGGACAAAGACCGAAAAGUGCUCCAGUAAAAAGAAGCGAGAGGAGAAAAUUUGGUCACAAUGAGAUCAAAGCUUCUAAAAGGUCUGAUAUUGAACAAGUCGAAGAAGUCGGAGAGAGAAAUUUAGAACAAAUAGACUUAAAUUCGGCUUUUGUUCAGCAAAAUAUGAAGAGUCUCGACAUCAGGGAAUCCAAGGGUGAUGAUCUUUUGUCGAAUGAGAAGAAUGAUCACUCAAUCCUCAAUGAUGAUUUGCCGGUUAAAGACAUUGGAACUGUUGCACCUGAACAACCGAGCCCCGUCUCCGUCCUCGACGCUCCAUUUUACCAGGACGACAUUAGGUCUUCUCCUCUAAAGCGGAUCUCGAAUUCUUUCCAAGUUGAAGAAACUCAUACUUCAGAUGAGUACUGGAAUCCAACAAGCCUACCGGACACACCGCCUUCUAAAGUUAGCAAAGAGGUCUCCAACAUGGAAAACAUGGCGGCCCUUGUCGAGAAACUCAAACAGCUGAGCUCACGAGACGACGAAGUCGUGACCGUCGAUCAAGACGCAGUGUUUCUUGAUUCUAAAGAUCAUCGGUACGUAUACGAGAUUCUCUCGGCGUCAGGACUCCUGCGCAAAGAUUUCACGGCCGAAUUCAAAAGCUCGAUCAACCCUGAACUGUUUCUUGUUCUCGAACAAACAAAGAUAGAGCAGCUCACAACACCUGCCAAGAAGCCAAAGCCGAAUCCCGAAAAGCUUCACCGAAAGCUGGUUUUUGACGUCGCGAACGAAAUUAUAGCCCAGAAAAUGGAAAUUGGAAGCGCAUUUCAUCGACAGAGUUCGUUUUUCUGUAUGAAGAAGCUGACCGGCCAGCAAUUGUUCAAAGAUGUGUGCAUGGAGAUUGACCAACUUCAAGCUGAAAGCCGAAAUGCUGGCAGCUUCGACGAUCACGACGAGGAUGGAUUAUCGUCGGGCAAGAAUAAAACUGUUGAAGGAUGGGAAAAAUUCGGAAAUGAGCUACAAGAGAUGGUUUUGGAGAUCGAAAAAUUGAUUUUUAAGGAUCUAGUCGACGAGGUCAUUUGCGGCGAGGCUGCGAGGAAUUUGGGCCUAAAAAAGUUGAAGCUGCAGAGGCAGUUGUUUAACUAAGUGUAGUAUUUAAUUUGAAUCCAAGUAUCUCUUGUUGAUUUUCCUUUAGUUAAAUGGAAUAUAUUUCUAUAUUUGUCUUGUAUAAA